Molecule: messenger RNA, 1773 nt
Organism: Centrocercus urophasianus (Greater sage-grouse)
Lineage: Eukaryota; Metazoa; Chordata; Aves; Galliformes; Phasianidae
Gene: TRIP4
Product: thyroid hormone receptor interactor 4
Exons: 13
Coding region: 1-1746 (581 amino acids)
Biological process (GO): regulation of DNA-templated transcription
Cellular component (GO): nucleus
Molecular function (GO): zinc ion binding
Source: RefSeq, a predicted model, not a curated record
AUGGCGGUGCCCGGCGCGUUGCUGGGCUGGUGCGUGCGGCGCCUGCGCGGCGACUUCGGGCUGGACGUGGGCGAGGAGGUCGUGCGCUACAUCCUGUCGAUAACAAACGAGGAUGAGAUCCGUGAGUACGUGGUCGAUCUCCUCCAAGGCACCGAGGGGAAGAAGGGGAGGUUUGUGGAAGAGCUGCUGUCGCGCUGGCAGCAGUCCUCGCAGUCACCUGCUGAGCCCUUACCGGCCUAUCGGAAAAAGGAUGAGACGUCAGAGGCACCUCGGGCUGGAGACCAAGCAAAGAAGGGGAAACGGAAAGGAAGGAAUAAACAGGAAACACCUGCAUACGUGGAGCCCAGCACACAUGUGGAGGAAGUAAAAACCCCCCUCGACCUGGCCAAGGCGCAGGAGAACAGCACUGCAAGCAGCAGCAAUUCCUGUAAGAGAAAGACCAAAUAUGUCAGCCUGUACACCAAAGAAGGGCAAGACAAGCUGGCUGUCCUGAUCCCUGGCCGUCACGCCUGCGAGUGCCUGGGCCAGAAACACAGGCUCAUCAACAACUGCUUGGUCUGCGGGCGCAUUGUGUGUGAGCAGGAAGGCUCUGGACCCUGCUUGUUUUGUGGUUCACUGGUGUGCACUAAGGAAGAGCAGGACAUUCUUCAGCGGGACUCAAACAAGAGCCAGAAGCUGCUGAAGAAGCUCAUGGCAGGUGCUGAAAGUUCAGGGAAUUUGGAUGCAGUAAGCAAAGACCUACUGCCUCGGCAAGAAGCUAGACUGAAAGCAGGCCUGGAGAUGGCCGUGAGACACAAAGACAAGUUGCUGGAGUUUGACAGGACCAGCGUGCGUCGCACCCAGGUCAUUGACGACGAGUCGGAUUAUUUUGCGACGGACUCCAACCAGUGGCUCUCCAAGCAAGAGAGGGAGGCCCUACAGAAGAGAGAGCAGGAGCUGCAGGAGCUGCGCCAUGCCUCCCGCCUUGCCAAAAAAGUCACCAUCGACUUUGCUGGAAGGCAGAUUCUGGAGGAGGACAGUGGGAUGGCUGAGUACCACAGCAAACUGGAUGAAACUAUUGAAGCCAUUAAUUGUGGCACACUGAACAAGCCAGCUGCCAACCCAGAAGCAAAGAUAACUCCGGGUUCUGGUGUGUUAGUGAAUCCCCAUCUUCUUCAGCCUGCUCCUUUGUGGGUGGACCAAACUGGCUUGCUCCCACACAGGGGAGCCACCCCUUCCAUGGGUGCUGGAGAGGAGCUUGGCUCAGAGCGGAACAGACUGCGGAUUCAGGACCGGGAGUUACAGGAGAUCUCAGAUGAUGGUUGGUGCCUCAGCAUGCACCAGCCUUGGGCUUCCUUGCUCGUAAGAGGAAUCAAAAGGGUGGAGGGCAGGACCUGGUACACAUCUCAUAGAGGGCGGCUGUGGAUUGCAGCUACUGCCAAAAGACCUUCUCCUCAGGAGAUCUCUGAACUGGAGACCACCUAUAGAAUGCUGCUUCACAAAGAUGUGGCAUUCCCAAAUGAUUAUCCCUCAGGGUGCCUCCUGGGCUGUGUGGACGUAACUGAUUGUUUAUCACAAGAGCAAUUAAAUGAGCAGUAUCCGGAUUUGAGCCAGGAAUCUGGGUCUCCAUUUGUCUUUAUCUGCACUAAUCCCCAGGAGAUGGUUGUGAAGUUUCCCAUCAAAGGAAAGCCCAAAAUCUGGAAGCUGGAUUCGAAGAUCCAUCAGGGAGCGAAGAAGGGGUUAAUGAAGCAGAAAGCGGCGGCGUGAGCGGGCCCGGCGGAGCGAGCGGGCAGC